AUGGAUCCUCUGCUGGAACAAGUUUUGGCUGGCUUAAAUGGAACCCUCGGAGCGUCGAAUCGGACAGACCCCCUGGAUAAAUUCUCAGGGACCCAGCUGCUCUUGCGUUUUAAGCCUCUAUUUAUUCCCUUCUAUGCUUUGGUUGUUGUCGUGGCCGGCGUCGGGAACACUUUCCUCCUAGCCUGCAUUCUGACGGAUAAGAAGUUGCACAAUGCCACCAAUUUCUUCAUCGGAAACCUAGCGGCGGGGGACCUGCUGAUGUGUCUGAGCUGUGUGCCGCUGACUGCCUCGUAUGCGUUUGAUUCACGUGGCUGGGCUUUCGGCCGUCCAAUGUGUCAUCUCAUUCCUCUGCUGCAGGGCGCCACAGUAUUUGCCUCAGUGUUGUCCCUGACUGCCAUCGCCAUGGACCGUUACGUAGUGGUGGCGUACCCGGUCCGGAGACGAAUAUCAGUUUGGGGCUGCUGCGCGGUGGCAUUGGGCGUCUGGGCGGUUUCGCUGGCUCUCGCCGCUCCUCCGUCUCUCCACACGCGCUAUGUGGAUCUGCGGCCGAGUGGCAUGGAACUGGUGGUAUGCGAGGAGUUCUGGUUGGGUGCCGAGCGCCAGCGCUUGCUAUACUCCUGCUUCUUCUUACUUGCUUCCUACAUGAUCCCCCUGCUGUCUGUCAGCGUCUCCUACUGCGCCAUCAGCGUGCACCUCCGCAAACACACUUUGCCCGGAGAGCCCUCCCAAGGCCAGCAGCGAUGGAGCAAACAACGGCGCAAAACGUUCUCCCUGCUGGUUGCCUCCGUUCUCGCCUUCGCCCUCUGCUGGCUGCCGCUGCAGGUCCUCAACCUCCUGCUGGACCUGGACUCAGACUUCCAGAUCUUGGACAAACGCUACGUCAACAUGUUGCAGGUCAGCUGCCACCUGAUAGCCAUGAGCUCGGCCUGCUACAACCCCUUUAUCUACGCCUCUCUUCACAGUAAGGUCCGCAUGCACCUGCGAGGAUACCUGUGCCCCUGCAGGCGCAGUGGGCAGGAGUUGCUAUCUCGCUGCGCCUCCCGCAACCACGCCACCUGUCUGACGCUCAUCUCCGAUAUAACGGUGAAGGACAGCCAAUCACCUGAGAGCCCCGUCCCAGACAGCUGUCUCUGA
Molecule: messenger RNA, 1134 nt
Organism: Triplophysa dalaica
Lineage: Eukaryota; Metazoa; Chordata; Actinopteri; Cypriniformes; Nemacheilidae
Product: 7 transmembrane receptor domain-containing protein
Exons: 1
Coding region: 1-1134 (377 amino acids)
Biological process (GO): G protein-coupled receptor signaling pathway
Cellular component (GO): plasma membrane; neuron projection
Molecular function (GO): neuropeptide binding; neuropeptide Y receptor activity
Source: RefSeq, a predicted model, not a curated record